UAUACAUAUAAAUAAAUGCAUGUGCAAUGUAUUACUUACAUGAAUAUAUAAGAUGGAAGUACAUGUACUAUAUGAAAAGUGGCCAUAUAGAAAUUCACCUUGGGAUACAUUCAAGGCAUGCAUACCACCAAGAAAUACUAAUUCAACAGAAUCAAGUAAUUAUGAUAGAGUUCAUUGUAUUAUCUCAAGUUUUCUAGGCGCAUGGAGUGGUUAUAUCCUGCCAAUAGCAUGUGGAUUAGGCUUAAUAAUAAAUACAUUCAUAUCAAUAACAAUAUUUAUGAAAAUUAAACUGAUGCCACGCUACAUGAUCUAUAUGGCGUUUGCUGCUAUAAUGAGUAUGCUAACAAAUAUUAUCUUCGGCUGGUUAUGGUUGUUUGCAGCUAAAGGUAUGCCAUACAUAACAAAUGGUAAAAGAUAUUAUAUUGUAUAUAAUGUUUCACCGAUAGCCUGUCAAUCACAUCGAUUCUUCAGUUCAUUCACAUCAACGUGUUUGUGCAAUCUGUUAGUCUGUGCUGCAUUGGAUCGUUUCUUCUCGAUUUACUUUCCAAUACAAUUUAAUAAGUUGCCUAAAUACUAUGCUUGGUGUGCAUGUGGUGUAGCACAUUUAAUAAGCUUCAUAAUGAUGUUACCGUUACUUUUUACAACUGAUUUUUAUUUUGUCGAAUCAAAAACACAGUGUUCUAUGGAUCCAAAUAAUCAUGCUAUACAGUUAUACCAAGCAUUAUUUUCCAACUUAGGUUUUGUGCAAAGUUUGAUCCUGGUUGCUUUAAACUGUGCUUUCCUUAGACUUAUUAAUAAGCGUUUGAAAGAGACAACAAUGAAAAGAUUGAAUGCAGCUGAUCGCAAACAGAUACAGACUAGUAUAUUUUUUUUAGUUUAUUCUGCUUCUUAUACAGUGACAUCAUUACCACAAACAGUCGCUUACAUAAUUGGCCGACUAAGCAUAUCAGUAAAUAGUUCGAAAUUUGCAUUUCACAUAGCUGAUAUAUUUUGGAAUUUCCACUUUACACGUGAAGUAUUUGACUUCUUUAUAUAUUUUAAAUUCUUUAGAACAUUUCGUCUGGUUGUGUUGGAUGUGUGCAAACCUUGUCAUCAUAGAAUGAAGCUAAAAUUUAAUGAAUAA
Molecule: messenger RNA, 1123 nt
Organism: Trichobilharzia szidati
Lineage: Eukaryota; Metazoa; Platyhelminthes; Trematoda; Strigeidida; Schistosomatidae
Source: the annotation of a GenBank genome assembly